GGGAAGUAGAGAAAAGAGGACCUCAUUCCUGGCCAACUAAAAGGAUCUCUUUCUACACUUCUGAACAGGAAACACGAGACAGUCUUCUAGAUUGCAGAUGGAUUUCGUUGCUGGAGCCAUUGGAGGUGUCUGUGGUGUUGCUGUGGGUUACCCCCUGGACACAGUAAAGGUCAGAAUCCAAACUGAGAAGAAGUAUACUAGUAUCUGGCACUGUGUUCGAGAAUUAUACAAAGCAGAAAAGCUCUCAGGGUUCUACAGGGGGCUCUCCUUGCCCGUGUGUACAGUGUCUCUGGUCUCUUCAAUCUCCUUUGGCACCUACAGACACUGCCUGUCUCAAAUCUGCAAGCUCAAGUAUGGCAACGUGGAUGUAAAGCCCUCCAAAAUAGACAUCACCCUUUCAGGAUGUGCCUCUGGCAUUGUCAGGGUCAUACUGACGUCCCCUACGGAAGUGGCCAAAAUCCGGUUGCAAACCCAGAAGCAGCGCCCCUCCAUUACGUCUUCGUCUCCCAGUGGUCUCCUCCCUCCACUUAAGUACCAGGGUCCCCUGCACUGCCUGAGGACUGUGGCUAAGGAGGAAGGCUUGGGAGGCCUCUACAAGGGCAGCUUGGCCCUAAUGUUCCGAGACUGCAAUUCCUUUGCCACCUACUUCCUCUCCUACUCCAUCAUCUGUGAGUGGCUCACUCCAGCCGGGCAGAGUAAGCCAGACAUCCUGGGUGUGCUGUUCUCCGGGGGUUGCGCCGGCGUCCUGGCCUGGGCUGUGGCCACCCCCAUGGAUGUGAUCAAGUCUCGUCUGCAGGUCGAUGGGCUGGGCCAGCAGCGCUACCGAGGAUUCAUCCACUGCAUCACCCAGAGCGUGAAGGAAGAAGGAGUGAGGGUCUUGUUUAAAGGGCUAGCUCUGAACUGCUGUCGAGCCUUUCCUGUGAACAUGGUGGUUUUUGUCUCCUAUGAAGCGGUCCUGAAACUCACCCGGAGUCUCAUGACAUAACUGACUCGUUGCAUCCUAUCCAACACGAAGAUGGCUCCAUGUGUGGAAGCAAACCAAAGCGGACUUAGAAGCCGGGGCGGAAAGGCCUUAAGUUCCAGCCUUUCGGCCUCGGGGUAAUAGGUCUCUAAGCAGCAACAUCUCAGCCAUUGGCUGUUGGGGCUGCAGGAUACAAGGUGCAGGCGGCUUCCCAUCCCCUGCUUCCCCGCGGCGUCUCAGGACUGCUCUCCCGGCAGGUUCCACCUCCUCACCGAAGACUGAUCCAGGGAGUGAUUUCAGCCCAAAGUGGGCGGUUAGGUUACAGGUCACUAAAUGAGAUCUCCAUAUCUUACCUUCUGGGACUUCAGCAUUGCCCUGUUCAUAGAUAGGGCCCGCCUACCUCACCCAUCUCUUCUAAAGCUUCUGAGAAGGAUGGCCUGGUUUUUCAGGAUGUACAUAUUAAUGACGUGUCCCGCUUUCAGAUGCUCUUCGCAAAGGUCAUGAGUGCAAUCUUUCAGAGGUUUUUAAAAUUACAUGUAAAUAAAAGAAAUGUUUUGGAUGGUUUUUGUUUUGAGUCUCAGUAUAGCAGGAAAAAUAAGAACGCUAGAAUUGGAAUCAAGUAGACCUGAGUUCAAAUAUGGCCCUAGACCCACUAGUUGUGUGACUCUAAGCAAGCCAAUUAGUCUCUGUAAGCCCGUUUCCUUAUCUGUAAAAUUGGGAUAAUAAUAGCAUCUACUGGAUAUGCUAUUUUCAGGUGGCUUCCUGGAAUUGUGAAGACCAAAUGUAAAGAGAAGCUCUAAGUGCUAGUCCUUAUUAUUAUUAUUAUCAUCAUCUGAUAAAACUUUCGUAGACCUCAAGGCCAUUAUGAGUCAUCAUGAUAUCAUAGCUAAUAAAAGCUAAUGUUAUCUAAGGCUUCUUUAUUAGCGGCAGAAUGUUCAGAACAAAGGAGGUAAUAGUUCUGAUGUCCUCUGUCUUGGCUGGAUCACAGCUGCUAUAUUGAAUGCAGGUCUGGGUACUUUUAUUUAAGAAGGACAAAUGUGGCUACCGAAAGGAGACCGACUGAUUUUUCUUGCAAAACAUGACAAAUAUGGAAGUGUGUUUAAAAGGAUUGCACGUAUUU
Sarcophilus harrisii (Tasmanian devil) is the source of this 2081-nucleotide messenger RNA. It is a transcript of the gene SLC25A47, whose product is annotated as solute carrier family 25 member 47. Lineage: Eukaryota; Metazoa; Chordata; Mammalia; Dasyuromorphia; Dasyuridae. Gene Ontology annotation, cellular component: mitochondrion. Gene Ontology annotation, biological process: transmembrane transport. The record is from RefSeq and is a predicted model, not a curated record. The transcript is spliced from 6 exons. Gene Ontology annotation, molecular function: transmembrane transporter activity. The coding region runs from base 98 to 985 and encodes 295 amino acids.